UCGCCAUAAGGCCUUCCUGAGACGGUAUCCGAGAUUUACUCUAACGUACUGAGCAAGGAUUUUACCGAUGGAAUGGUACGCCAAGCGAAGGAACAGGUUCGCAACACGAUGCCGAAUGUGCACAAGAUAUUCGAUCAACUGUUCCAGUUUGAACAAAGCGGAACCAGCGAAGCCGGGUCUGGCAUGACCGGCGAGGAAGAGGAAACCGAUAAACUGAGUGUUGAAAUAGUCGAUAAACUGAGUGUUGAGUCGCCCACCAAACGGAAUCACAUGAAAGCUCAUCGCACCCAAAAGGAGCAAAAACGGAAUGCUUAUGCUGUAUCGGUGUGGCGUCGCAUCCGGAUGAAACUGAGGAAGAGACCCAGAUCCGAACCGUCGUUGUACCGCGCAAGAGCAGGUUGAGUGGAUGAUACGGGAAGCGAUGGAU
Armigeres subalbatus is the source of this 427-nucleotide messenger RNA. RefSeq lists its product as uncharacterized. Lineage: Eukaryota; Metazoa; Arthropoda; Insecta; Diptera; Culicidae. The record is from RefSeq and is a predicted model, not a curated record. The transcript is spliced from 2 exons. The coding region runs from base 73 to 402 and encodes 109 amino acids.